Messenger RNA from Talaromyces proteolyticus, 1565 nucleotides. RefSeq lists its product as uncharacterized. NCBI's taxonomy places the organism in Eukaryota, Fungi, Ascomycota, Eurotiomycetes, Eurotiales, Trichocomaceae. The transcript is spliced from 2 exons. The record is from RefSeq and is a predicted model, not a curated record. The coding region runs from base 185 to 1342 and encodes 385 amino acids.
GACUACGACUACGGCCACGACAACGACAACUUCAGCUCCUGCUACUCGAGCUAUCACUUUGACUACCACUACGACCCCGACUACGAACCCGGCUACGACCCCGACUACAGCCACGACAACGACAACUCCAACUUCAAGGAUUUCCACUGGAACUACUACUCUAAAUGCGACUACAAAUACGGCCAUGGCAACGACAAACCCAGCUCCAAUGGCUUCUACUGGAACAGCGGUCGAUGUAAAACCUACAGGCAACCCAAAUGAUACCCCCGGAACUACUACUUUGACCACAACUACGGCCAUAACAACUCCAGCUCCAGCUCCUACUAGAGCUACCACUUUGACUAUGACUAGGACCCAGACUAGCUUAAAUCCUUCUUUUCAGCCAACGCUCCCGUCUGCUCCUCUACCUGCCUCAUCUGGUACUGAUACUACUGGGCAAGCGAAAGGCACGGUUAUUCCGAUAAGCACCUUGCCAUAUUCUCUUACUGGAACAACGGCGACAACGGCUCUGACGACUUCAUCGCCUCCAGGUAUCCCUCCUGUUAAUACAGAAACGGUAUCACCUCCUAAUACAAAUCCGGUUCCUGUAGAUCCUGGCGUGCUAAGUACUACUGGACUGGUUGGUGGCACCGUGGGUUCUGGACAAACCUCAACAAACCCAGAUACCCCUGGAACGACCGCGACCACGACCACGACCGCUGCUUUGACAACCACUGAUCCAGCAACAACCGAGCAAGCAACCAUCAACCCAGAAAUGACCGCUGAGCCAACAGAAACUGAGCCAGCAGCAGUUACAACUACCAGUCCAGCAAAUCUCGUUAUACCAACUAAUGCGCCGAUUCCUACUGCCACGACUACUGCACAAAACGUCGCCGUACAGCCUGUCCCCCCUCCUCAAACGGUCCCCUUACCUGCUACUUCAGCGACAGGCAGUUCUCCCACUACUACCGUGCUAACGACUAUUGCGCCAGCAACCACUGCACCACCGCCUACCACUCAGCCAAGCAGCCCACAUGCCACUGCAGCGAUUCCAGCACAACCGCACGAUGUCAACCCAAAUCCAGACACAUCAGAAAUAACCACCGUUGUCGUUGCAACCGGAACUUCUGUCCUCUAUGUGACAGCCCCCGGUACUGCCCCUACUACCACUACCGGCACAGCUGCACCAACAAUCAUGGUCAAUCCCACCGCCGAUCCACACGCAGGUCCAAAAGCUGGGGCGGAGGGUAAUGUUAGCUACGUGACCAUGUGGGCAACGGCGACUAUUACCGACACGGUGACAGUGACUACAACGACCACAACGACCGAGUUUGCAACACAGCCUUCUUCUUCUUCUUCUUAGGGAGGAAGGUGGCCGGACUCUUGGAAUCUCUAAAAUCCCUUUUGAUUCUACCACGAGGGUGCACACUCCCUUUGAUUUGUCCAUUUGAUUUGUCUAGUUUGCAUGUACCAACCAGUCCGAUCCACAUUGUUUGGCGGUAGUUUUCCAUUUUGUUGACACAUACCAGAUGAACUAAACUAAUACCAUUAAUAGACCUCAAUUCUGUAUUAUCUAAACAUCCAGA